Messenger RNA from Panicum hallii, 506 nucleotides. RefSeq lists its product as uncharacterized. The coding region runs from base 24 to 323 and encodes 99 amino acids. The record is from RefSeq and is a predicted model, not a curated record. The transcript has a single exon. NCBI's taxonomy places the organism in Eukaryota, Viridiplantae, Streptophyta, Magnoliopsida, Poales, Poaceae.
CAAGAACAGGGCUCCGGGCACGCAUGGACGCGCUCUUCGAGCAGCUCUCCGCGCUCGCCGACAUGGCGCUGGACGGCGGGGGAUUCGACCCGGCGCGGCUCGACGGCAUCCUGGCGCUCUUCGAGGGCGAGGCGCGCGCGUCGUGGGCGGCGGCGGCGGCGGAGCACGAGGCCGUGGCCCGCGCCACCGAACGGGCCGCGGAGGCCGCCGGGGGACACCUCGAUGCCGUGGGCACGUACCGCGGGUCGUCGGGCGAGGCCGGCGCGCUGGCCGCCUCCACCGCCGCUAUGGAGAUGGCCUUCAACGCGACGUCGAGGCCGUAGGUCAGUGAGAAAUACUAGAUCGAUCGGCGAUCCGAUUCGAUUCAUCUGCUGUGCGGACACAAUCUAUCACACGGUGCGUCUGCGUGUGCGUCUGUCCGCAACACAUGUUUACGAUUCCGUAUCAAGAAAUGGUCGGUGGGCUCGGAUCCGAUUAGUGCGAUCAUUUACCACUGGCACUUGUUA